Molecule: messenger RNA, 2100 nt
Organism: Dentiscutata erythropus
Lineage: Eukaryota; Fungi; Glomeromycota; Glomeromycetes; Diversisporales; Gigasporaceae
Source: the annotation of a GenBank genome assembly
AUGGAGGAAUUUGAAGAAAAUCUAAAAUUGAAUUAUCCACUUUGCUAUCGAGAUCGAGACUUUGAACAUUUAGAACCGAAGUUCACAAGGGGCGAACUCGAAUUGGAGAAAUUUACUGAUAUACGCGUAUACCAACCGGACGCAAAAGCAAAUAAUAAUGCAUGGAGUUCAAUUUCCGACACCAAUACAUUUGAUGAUCCAGAAACCACAAAGAUUCUUAUUCCAAUUUUUAAAGUAAAGUGUGCAAAUCCUCCUGAUGAAUCAACUAAGGAUAAUAAAGAAUUAUUCAUUGCAAUGAAAGUAUGGGUCGGAGGAUUUUUAACUAUUGAAAAAUACCCUGAAGAUCUAGAAUUUGAUAAAUUGAAAGCAUGCAUAAAUUUUGCUAUAGAUGCAGUUCAAAAGGGACAAGAUAUCUUAUUUGAAAACUCUAAAAUUAUUCCUAUUAUUAAAGAUUCAGAAGGUAAAACCAUUGGUGAUAUGAAAAAGUUGUAUGCUUAUAUAGAAACACUGUAUAACUAUGAUCGUGUUUUCAUAAUUGCAUAUGAAGAAGUGAAACGUGUAUCUGAUAAAGAAAAAAUAGAUAAGCUUUUAGUACCAAAAAUUUCAAACCAUAAAGAAAUCAAAAUUAAUGAAUGGUUACAAAACAAUCUAUUUAUAAAGGUUUCAAACUGGAUUGAAAAAUAUCAACUAAAUCAUGGCUUGGUGAUCUCUUCUGGCAAAAUAAGUAUCAGUCAUAAGCCUUCGAUAAAAAUUUCUACUAUACCAUCGAUUAAAGUGAUUCAAAAAACUAAAAAGGAAAAAUAUAACUUUAGUAAUGCUGAUAAGCAAUCACCAAAUUCGAUUUGUUAUCAAUAUAAAAUCAUUAACGAACAAAUUGAAAUUACCUUAUCAGAUGAAUUUAGACCAACAGAAAGCCUUAAGCAGGCAGUUAAACAUGCAAUAAAUUGUGAGUCAUCAAAUGUAGCUGCCAAAAAGUUGGCUAACGUCUUUACAAAAUAUGGACAUAUAUUCUGCAAAAAGAUUACUAUGGGUAAAAUAAUAGAUGUAUUGUCUGAUAAAAACGUCCCGAAAAGAUCAAUGAUGCCAGUAGAAGAGAAUGGAAUAGAUGCCUGGUCCAAAUAUCUUUUUAAAAAUCCUGAUUUGUGGUGUGUAGUGGAUCGACACGAAAUGGUUCCUGUUUUUAAGAUUUUUGAAGAAGAGCAAGAAAAAAUUAGAUCAAUGAUGAAAAUAGAUGAAAUUUCCAUUUUUAAGCCUCUCAGAAAAGAAACGCAGGAAGUUUUAAGAACUGGAAUUAUUUGCCUUGAUAAUAAUGAUGGAAAAUCUUAUCCAGUAAAAUUUAAUCAUUGCUUAAAAGGUGAAGAAGUUGAAGGUUAUAAAGUCGUUGGAACCGUUAUUAAUGAUGAUGGAUCAAGAAGAUCAGAUUUAAUAUUGCAAUUUAAAAAUUUAAACACAUUCUUUAAUCCUAAUAUUUUAUUAUGUAUUUUUAUUAAUAAUAGUGAUUCAGAAAAAUAUAUUGAUUUUGAUGAAGUAUAUAUUGUUUGGAUAUUAAUUGGAAAUUCCGAUAAUGAAAAUAAAAAUGUUCCCGUACUAAGUGGAGAAGUUUCAAUGAAUCCUGAACAGAAAAACUUUUCGAUUACUGUUAAAGAUAAAUUAUCACCUAACCACGUUCUUAUUACUAGCUGUGAUUAUAACGAUAUUAAACUAAAAGAUUGGUCCGACAGAAAGAUCGAUAUGGAAAUUAUUCCAAAAGAACAAAUGACUCAUACUAAUUCAUCAGUACAAUGGUUUGUUAUUUAUUCGGAAUUGGAUAUUUUUGAAACAGUUUAUAACAACGAAAAAAUUAAUCUAGAAUGGGAUUUAUUUGGUUAUAAACUUGGAUCAGUAGAUACGAAAAAUAGUUUCAUGAAACCAAAUUUUGUCGGAUAUAUAAAAUCAGAUCUGAAAUUUAUUGAAGCUGAAAUUCGUUCUGAACGUGAAUACGAAUCCGGGGUAAAUGACAAGCAGAAACCGCAAAAUUGGCUUCAAUUAAAGUCCAGAGUGCGUAAAAAUGAUUUUAAAAGUGAUGAAUUUAUGAACUUGUUGGAUGACUAUAAAACUUAG